Messenger RNA from Fusarium musae, 1212 nucleotides. It is a transcript of the gene ETH1, whose product is annotated as S-adenosylmethionine synthase. NCBI's taxonomy places the organism in Eukaryota, Fungi, Ascomycota, Sordariomycetes, Hypocreales, Nectriaceae. Gene Ontology annotation, biological process: S-adenosylmethionine biosynthetic process. Gene Ontology annotation, cellular component: cytosol. The coding region runs from base 1 to 1212 and encodes 403 amino acids. The record is from RefSeq and is a predicted model, not a curated record. Gene Ontology annotation, molecular function: methionine adenosyltransferase activity; ATP binding. The transcript is spliced from 3 exons.
AUGUCUGCUACCAACGGCACCAACGGCGUUCACGCCGAGCUCUCCUCAUGGAAGCACUACAAUGAGGGUUCUUUCCUCUUCACCUCCGAGUCCGUCGGUGAGGGUCACCCGGACAAGAUCGCUGAUCAGGUUUCCGACGCUAUCCUCGAUGCUUGCCUCAGGGAGGAUCCCCUCUCCAAGGUUGCUUGCGAGACUGCCACCAAGACUGGUAUGAUCAUGGUCUUCGGUGAGAUCACCACUCAGGCCAAGCUCGACUACCAGAAGGUUGUCCGUGACGCCAUCAAGGACAUCGGCUAUGAUGACUCUGCCAAGGGUUUUGACUACAAGACCUGCAACUUGCUCGUCGCCAUCGAGCAGCAGUCUCCCGAUAUCGCUCAGGGUCUUCACUACGAGAAGGCUCUCGAGCAGCUCGGUGCUGGUGACCAGGGUAUCAUGUUUGGCUAUGCCACUGAUGAGACACCUGAGCUCUUCCCCCUCACUCUCCUCUUCGCCCACAAGCUGAACGCUGCCAUGUCCGCUGCUCGCCGCGACGGUUCUCUGCCCUGGCUCCGACCCGACACCAAGACCCAGGUCACCAUUGAGUACAAGCACGACAACGGUGCCGUUGUCCCUCAGCGCGUCCACACCGUUGUCGUCUCCGCUCAGCACUCUCCCGAUAUCUCCACUGAGGAGCUCCGCAAGGAGAUCAAGGAGAAGAUCAUCAAGAAGGUCAUCCCCGCCAAGUACCUCAGCGACGAGACCAUCUACCACAUCCAACCCUCUGGCCUCUUCAUCAUUGGUGGUCCCCAGGGCGACGCUGGUCUGACCGGCCGAAAGAUCAUCGUCGAUACCUACGGUGGCUGGGGUGCCCACGGUGGUGGUGCUUUCUCCGGUAAGGAUUUCUCCAAGGUCGAUCGAUCUGCUGCCUAUGUCGGCCGAUGGAUUGCCAAGUCCCUCGUCAACGCCAAGCUCUGCCGACGUGCUCUUGUCCAGCUCUCCUACGCCAUCGGUGUCGCUGAGCCUCUCUCAAUCUACGUCGACUCCUACGGCACCUCCGAGAAGACCUCCGAGGAGCUUGUCCAGAUCAUCCGAGACAACUUCGACCUCCGACCUGGUGUCAUUGUCCGUGAGCUCAACCUGGACCAUCCUAUCUACCUCCAGACUGCCAAGAACGGCCACUUCGGUACCAACCAGUCCUUCAGCUGGGAGCAGCCCAAGGAACUCAAGUUCUAA